UGGUUGUUCAAGGACGAUUUGUUCAUUCAUUCAUUCAUUCCAUAUGUUUUUGUUUGGGCGAGAUAAUACAAUGGUCAGGACUUCAGAUCCUGGAGUCCGUCAAACUCGAUUCCUUUGUUAGUUCUUUCAUUUACUGGGUGGCCCAGUUACCCAACCUUGUUAUGCCUCAGUUUCCCCCUUGAUAAAAUGAGGACAGCAAUAGUAUCGUCCCCACACGGUUCUUGGAAGAAUAAUUUAAAAUGCUGCGUGUGAGGGUCACAGCACACCGCCCCAUGCAUAGUUGAUACUUAGUUCCUGCCCUCGGUGUAGCUGGAACCCGCUCUCAGAGACCCCUACAGACGAGGAAAGUUGACACCUGACCCAGUCUGGUGGGGUGAGCAGCAGACAGAGAGGAGUUUCUGGGGAAGGUGGUGCUCAAUGGGGUUUUAAUGGAUGACUAGGAGUUUGCUGGCUGAAACGAUGGGGUAAAGCAAAGUUUUUCCAGGAUGAGGGAACAGCAAGGACAAGGAUGGGUGUGCACAUAUGUGCAUGAAACCCUGUGGCUUGUUCUAGAAACUCCAGAGCACAAGGGAGGGAAGGGGUGAGCGACCUAUGAGGCUGGGGAUGCAGGUGGAGCCACAACAGGCGGGGCUGCCAAUGCCGGGCUCAGGGGCUCGGACCUUAUCCUGGGGGCGAUGGGAAGACAGCGCCCGGGCGAACAAGCUAAUCCUUCAGUUCACAGGUGGGGAAACCGAGGCCGGUGCUCAGACCUGCGUGGUGGCCCCUAUGCUUUCCAGCUCAGGCUGCCAGCUCCCGCUCAGACACCCCAGAAGACAGCUGCCCCCCACCUGCCGGCGAGCUCAGGACAACGAGGGAACGGAGCAGUGGAUCUCCACAUCUGAGCCUCAGUUUCUCCACCUGCAUGGUGGAGCCGUUAAGAGGAGCCAACUCGUCGGGCUCGGCACAGCAUGGAGCCCGCCAUCCUUCAAGGACACGGGCUUCCUGAGAGAAUGGAGAAGGGCCGUGGGAGUGAAGGGCGUGAGACUGGAGAGGGGCUGGUUCCGGCAGCGGGAGCCGCGGACCGACGGGAAAAUGGGCCAGCACCGCCCCCGCGUGGCGGCUCCGAGUUCUGCACCCGGGGCUUCCCGCGAGGGAGACCGUCCUCUGUCCACACGCAGGAGGAGGGACCAGGGCGUCUGCAACCCUCCAGCGAAAGUUCCAGCGACGCCGUGAGUCCGUUCCUAACGGACGUUCGCGACGCCUUCCCCGGAAAACGCAAGAGUUCCCGUCAUCCUCUUCAGAAGCUGCCUUUUCGGAUCGUGAGCGAAAUGAAAUUGUUUCUCAUCAGAUGAGAAAAGGCCGGAGUCACGGUCCGGGGCGAAGGCCGGGCUCUGGGAUUGGGGAAUCCUGUGUCUUCUCAUUGCUGAGCCUGAGAGGAAGAGAGACAGAGACACACAGAGACAUGAGCGAGAAAGAGAGACCAAGACGAUAAAGUGGGGACCAAAGAGACAGACCCAGCCCGCCACCGCCGCCCUCUUCCCACUCACCUUGUUGAAGAAGUAGAUGGAGGCGAGGAUGGU
Messenger RNA from Equus caballus (horse), 1559 nucleotides. The record is from RefSeq and is a predicted model, not a curated record. Lineage: Eukaryota; Metazoa; Chordata; Mammalia; Perissodactyla; Equidae.